Messenger RNA from Heterocephalus glaber (naked mole-rat), 11782 nucleotides. NCBI's taxonomy places the organism in Eukaryota, Metazoa, Chordata, Mammalia, Rodentia, Bathyergidae. The record is from RefSeq and is a predicted model, not a curated record.
CCUCCUCCCUCCCGCCGCCCGCGCGCCUCCCCCCGCGGAGCGAGUGCGGGUCACCGGGUCACUGGGUCAUUGUCUCCGCGCCCGCACCCCGAGCGCCCCGUGGAAUCCCCCACGUCAUCAUCAGCACCAUCAAUGAGAUGCAAACAUGAAAGACAAGAGGAAGAAGAAGGACCGCACCUGGGCCGAGGCUGCCCGCCUGGCACUAGAAAAACACCCCAACUCACCAAUGACAGCAAAGCAGAUACUGGAAGUCAUUCAGAAGGAAGGAUUAAAAGAAACAAGUCUGGUUUCAGACCCCGGCAUGGCUUGGAGACAGCGUUGGUGUGUAUGAAGGAUCUUCCUCGAAUGAAGGAUUUGGGACAACUUUCCGUGAUGAUUAUAUUAGAGCCUCAGCUGCUUUCGUGUUGGUCAUGAGGUGAUGCUGAACCGAAUGCUUGAACUAGCAGGAGUGGCUGGGAUUGCGUUGGAGUGGUUCCGUUCAUUCCUUCCGGAGCCUUCUUCCCUGUGAACAGUGACUGCCUCUCCAUGUGUUCUUGCUGAAGUUUUAGUCUACUUAUUCACCCUUUUGCUUGGGGCUAUUGUAAGCAGAGCAGCCUGACUGCAUUAAUAAAUAUUUUUGAGGCUGAUGGCUGAUUUUUCCUGAAAUGGAACCUCUCCAUUAGCCUGUCUGAAUGCAAUGCUUCACACUAACACUCGAAUAGGGGAUGGAUCAUUCUUCAAAAUCCCUGGAAAGUCAGGCCUCUAUGCUCUCAAAAAAGAGGAGUCGUGCCCAGCAGAUGGAACUUUGGAUUUAGUCUGUGAAUCUGAGCUGGAUGGCACAGAAAUGGCUGAGGCAAAUGCCAAUGGAGAGGAAAAUCGAGUAUGUACGAAGCAGGUAACUGAUGAAGCAUCUUCCACUCGAGAUUCAAGCCUUACUAACACAGCAGUGCAAAGCAAGUUAGUGUCUUCCUUUCAGCAGCACACCAAAAAGGCUCUGAAGCAGGCUUUGAGGCAGCAGCAGAAAAGAAGAAAUGGAGUCUCAAUGAUGGUAAACAAGACUGUCCCUCGUGUUGUUCUGACACCAUUAAAGGUGUCUGAUGAGCAAUCGGAUUCGCCUUCAGGAUCCGAAUCUAAAAAUGGUGAAGCAGACAGUUCAGAUAAAGAAAUGAAACAUGGGCAGAAAUCUCCCACUGGAAAACAAACAAGUCAACACUUAAAACGAUUAAAAAAGUCUGGUUUAGGACACUUGAAAUGGACCAAAGCUGAGGACAUUGACAUAGAAACCCCAGGAUCUAUUCUUGUCAACACUAACUUGAGGGCAUUAAUAAAUAAACAUACGUUUGCUUCCUUACCUCAGCAUUUCCAACAAUACCUCCUUCUUUUGCUCCCAGAAGUGGAUAGGCAGAUGGGAAGUGAUGGAAUUUUACGCCUCAGUACUUCAGCUCUAAAUAAUGAAUUCUUUGCAUAUGCAGCACAAGGGUGGAAACAGCGACUGUCAGAAGGAGAGUUUACCCCUGAAAUGCAAUUACGAAUAAGGCAAGAAAUUGAAAAGGAAAAGAAAACAGAACCUUGGAAAGAAAAAUUCUUUGAGAGGUUUUAUGGAGAAAAGUUGGGCAUGUCAAGAGAGGAAUCUGUGAAGCUCACUUCUGGACCAAACAGUGAUGGAGCCGAAGGUAGUUCCUCAUGUGGGACCUCUGGCCCUCCCGGUUCUUCUGCACAGGCCCCCUUGGAAGAACAGCACCCCAAAAGUAUGGAAAAUCCACCUUCUCCAGAGCCAGAUUUCUGCACUACACUUUGUCCGAUAAUAGAAGUUCCAGCUAAAGAUGUAAUGGCGGAAUCAGAGUCAGUGGAUAUCUUGAUCCCUGAGGAGUCUGUGAUUCAGGAGGAAAUUGCAGAAGAGGUAGAGACUAGCAUUUGUGAAUGCCAAAAUGAAAAUCACAAGACUAUAACUGAAUUUUCUGAGGAAUCUGAAAGUCCAACCACCUCUCAUGAGGAGCCCCAAUUAGCACCUCCAGAAGAUAACUUGGAAUCCUGUGUUAUGAUGAAUGAUGUUUUAGAAACUUUGCCUCAUAUUGAAGUACAGAUAGAAGAGAAAUCAGAUUCACCCCAGGAAGACAUGUCAGUUGUUAUUGAUCAAAUAGAAGCCUGUGACUCUCUUGUUCCUUCUACUUCAUCUGUGACUCAUGUCAGUGAUGCAGAACACAAGGAACCAGAAACUGCAGUAGAGACCAAUACUCCAAAAGUAAAAACAGGGUCAUCUUCUCUAGAAGGCCAAUUUUCAAAUGAAGGAAUUUCUGUAGACAUGGAGCUCCAGAGUGAUCCUGAUGAACAGCUUUCUGAAAAUGCCUGCAUCUCUGAAACCUCCUUCUCUUCUGAGAGCCCAGCAGGAGCCUGUACCAGCCUACCAUCUCCAGCAAGAGAAAUCCAAUCUACACCCGAAGAAUCAUGUACUCCAGCCUCCCUGGAGACAACAUUUUGUUCUGAGGUCUCCAGCACUGAAAACACGGACAAAUAUAAUCAGAGAAAUGCCAUGGAUGACAACCUUCAUACAUCUUUGAUGUCAGAAAUAUCUCCAAUAUCCACAUCACCUGAAAUAUCAGAAGCAUCUCUUAUGUCCAACUUACCACUAACAUCUGAAACAUCACCAGUAUCCAACUUACCUUUAACUUCAGAAACAUCACCGAUGUCUGAUUUACCUUUGACAUCAGAUACUUCUUCAGUGUCUUCCAUGCUUCUCACCUCUGAGACCACUUUUGUAUCCAGUUUGCCACUUCCUUCAGAAGCAUCUCCAAUUUCUAAUUCUUCCAUGAAUGACAGAAUGGUGCAUCAACAAAGAAAGUCACCCUCUGUGUCUGAAGAGAUGCUCUCUCCACAGAAAGGUGAACCUUCUGCCCCUGGCAAAUCCCUGGGAGAGAACCUUAUCUCCCAGCAGAAGACUCUCUCCAAUACUUCUGAACCCAUCAAAAUGUGUUCUUCUGCCAUUGCUCCUGAAGCAUUUCCAUCUGAAGAACUGCACAGUAAGACCCUGAGUCAGCAGCCUUGUAAAUCACAUAUUGAAAUUGAAAAGCCCUAUCCUCCAUCCAUUGCAGAACUUCCAUCUACAGAAGUGAUGAGAGUUAAAAAUCACAGUGUCCUGCAAAGAACAGAAAAGAAAGGGGUGUCCUCACCAUUGGAAUUAUCUGUCUUUUCUGAAGAUACUGACAGUAAGGGAAAUGAGCCUCCAUCAACUAAAUUACAGGACAAACAGUAUGUCUCAUCAGUGGAUAAGACUUCAUUUUCAGAAGGUUUGAGAAAUAAAACACAUAAGCAAGGGAGCACACAGAAUCGAUUGGAGACCUCACAUACUUCCAAGUCAUCAGAACCCUCCAAGUCACCUGAUGGCAUAAGAAAUGAAAGUAGAGAAUCAGAGAUAUCAAAGAGGAAAACUGCAGAGCAGCAUAGCUUUGGAAUCUGUAAGGAAAAGAGAGCUAGGAUAGAGGAUGAUCAGUCAACCCGGAAUAUAUCAUCUAGUAGCCCACCUGAGAAAGAACAGCCUCCAAGAGAAGAGCCUAGGGUCCCCCCUCUCAAGAUCCAGCUUUCCAAAAUUGGGCCACCUUUUAUCAUCAAGAGCCAACCAGUGUCCAAACCAGAGUCUCGAGCAUCCACUAGCAGCACAUCUGUCAGUGGAGGGAGGAACACCGGAGCCAGGACCCUGGCAGACAUCAAAGCUCGUGCCCAACAAGCCCGUGCACAGCGUGAGGCUGCCGCAGCUGCUGCUGUAGCUGCUGCAGCCAGCAUUGUCUCUGGAGCCAUGGGAAGCCCAGGAGAGGGUGGGAAGGCAAGAACCCUGGCACACAUCAAGGAACAGACCAAGGCUAAGCUCUUUGCAAAGCACCAAGCACGAGCCCACCUCUUCCAGACCCCUAAAGAGACGCGAUUACCUCCUCUCAGCUCCAAGGAAGGGCCUCCAAACUUGGAAGUCUCUUCUAUCCCUGAAACAAAAAUGGAAGGUUCUACUGGUGUCAUUAUUGUCAAUCCAAACUGCAGAUCUCCUAGCAACAAGUCUGCACACCUCCGGGAGACCGCCACUGUAUUACAGCAGUCUCUUAACCCUACUCAGCUUCCAGAAACUGCCACUGACUUAUCCGUGCAUAGUUCUGAUGAAAACAUACCUGUGUCACAUUUAUCUGAGAAAAUUAUUUCAUCUACCUCUUCUGAAAAUAGCAGUGUGCCCAUGCUUUUUAAUAAAAAUCCUGUCCCUGUGUCUGUUUGCAGCACUGCUAUGUCGGGAGCAAUUAAAGAACAUCCCUUUGUGAGUUCUGUUGACAAAUCCUCUGUUCUAAUGUCUGUUGACAGUGCAAACACUUCAAUUUCUGCUUGUAAUAUAAGUAUGUUAAAAACCAUCCAGGGAACUGACACUCCAUGCAUAGCCAUUAUACCAAAAUGUAUUGAAAGCUCCCCUAUUCCGGCCACUACAGAGGGCACCGGCAUGUCAAGCCCCAUGGAUGAUAAGCCCUUGCUAGUACCAAGCAGCAGUGCUACUAACUUAGUCUCCAGUCACUACACCUCUGUGCCAACUCCCUCGAUUGGAAAUACUUUGCCAAACCAUCUCUCCACUAGCUCUGUCUUGAUUCCCCCAACGGGAAUGAACAACAGAUUUCCUUCUGAGAAGAUAGCCAUGCCUGGGAGUGAAGAACAGGCCACUGUAUCCAUGAGUCCCACUGUGAGAGCAGCCCUCAGCUGCAGCGAUUCAGCAGCAGUCACCGACUCUCUGGUUACACGCCCAUCUGUCGCAAUGUUUACUGGAAACAUGCUAACUAUAAACUCUUAUGAGAGUCCUCCCAAAUUAAGUGCUGAAAGCUUGGACAAAACUUCAGGGCCUCGAAACAGGGCAGACAAUUCUGGGAAACCUCACCAGGCACCAGGGGGCUUUGCACCAGCAGCCAUAAACAGAUCGAUACCCUGUAAAGUCAUCGUCGACCACAGCGCCACGCUGACCUCCAGUUUGUCUCUUACUGUCUCCAUUGAAAGUACAGAAGCCAGCUUGGACCUCCAGAGCAGGUCGGUGAGGACAGAAGUAUCUCUACAGCCCAUGGCAUGUCCUCAGGUGUCUGUUAUUAGCAGGCCCGAGUCAGUGGCCACUGAAAGCAUAGAUCACAGUUCUAGUUUCAUUGCUGCUUCAGCAGCCAAACAAGACUCUAAAACCUUGCAGGCCCCCUGCACCAGUCUCCGAGAAUUACCCCUUGUUCCAGAUAAAUUAAAGGAGGUGACUGCUCCUAGUCAUAGCUUUGCUGAGCAGGCAUGUAACCCAACUACUUUCAAAAAUGAAGCAGACACAACUUGUAGCAAUCAAUAUAACCCAGGAAACCGGAUUUGCUGGAAUGAUGAUGCCAUGAGGAGCACAGGACAGCCUCUGGUUAGUCACUCGGUUUCAAGUAAACAGAGAGAAUACCCUGAGCAGAGUUGCCCCAAGGCCAUCAAAACCGAGCACAGCAGCUACUCCCAUGUGCCAGAACUCCAACCCAGGAAUCUCAUAACCAAUGUCAGUCUUCCUGUGAAGUCGGAACCUCAUGAAGUAGACAAGGGCUUUAGAAUGGAGACUGAAGACUUCUCUGGCCCUGAGCUGCCUCCCCCGGCUGCAGAAGUGGUCUCCAGUGUGCAGCAAACACAGAACGUUAAAGCUUCCACCUCGAACCCCAUGGAAGAGGCUAUUUCCUUGGCUCCAGACACGCUGAAAAGAGUUCCUAGUACAGGAACCUCAAGCUGUCGCCUGUCAUCCGUGGAGGCUAACAAUCCACUGGUGACACAGUUACUGCAGGGCAACCUGCCUCUGGAAAAAGUGUUGCCACAGCCCAGGUUGGGAGCCAAGCUUGAAAUCAACAGGCUUCCGCUGCCCCUUCAAACUACCUCAGUGGGUAAAACCGCACCAGAGAGGAACGUUGCUGAGGUGCCGUCCAGCUCUCCAAACCCAGACGGCAAGGGCCAUUUGGCAGGGACACUUGUGCCAACACAGAUGAGAAAGCGAGAAAACCACCCCAAGAAGAGAGUAGCCAGGACUGUGGGGGAGCACACUCAAAUUAAGUGUGAACCAGGGAAAUUGUUGGUGGACCCCGAUGCUAAAGGAGUACCAUGUGUCAUCAGUUCCGGCAUUAGCCAGGUAGCACACAGCCAGCCAUUUAAGCAAGAGUGGCUGAACAAACACUCCAUGCAGAACAGAAUUGUGCACAGCCCUGAGGUCAAACAGCAGAAGCGGCUGCUCCCCGCCUGCAGCUUCCAGCAGAGCCUGUUUCAUGUGGACAAAAAUGGCGGCUUCCACCCUGAUGCUGGUACCUCACACAGACAGCAGUUUUACCAAAUGCCUCUGGCUGCCAGGGGCCCCAUGCCCACUGCAGCUCUACUACAGACGCCUUCCAAGACCCCAGUGGGCUGUAAUGCAUUUGCCUUCAAUAGGCAUCUUGAACAAAAGGGACUGGGAGAGGUUAGUCUUCCAUCAGCACCUCACCAGCUAAGGCUAGCCAACAUGUUGUCCCCCAGCGUGCCCAUAAAAGAAGGCGAUGAUGUGGGAGGCGCCAUGCACACAAUGCCCAACAAAGCACUCGUGCAUCCUCCACUGCCGCCACCGCCGCCUCCCCCGCCCCCUCCCCCCCCUCCACCCUUGGCCUUGCCCCCACCGCCGCCACCGCCACCGCCACUGCCACCUCCACCUCUCCCCAGUGCAGAAGUCCCAUCCGAUCAAAAGCAACCGCCAGUUACCAUGGAAACCACUAAGAGACUUAGUUGGCCGCAGUCCACUGGCGUAUGUAGCAAUAUAAAAUCGGAACCUCUUUCUUUUGAGGAAGGUUUGAGCAGCAGCUGUGAACUGGGAAUGAAACAAGUUUCCUAUGACCAGAGUGAAAUGAAAGAACAGUUGAAAGCAUUUGCGCUAAAAAAUGCAGAUUUCUCUUCCUAUCUGCUUUCUGAGCCCCAGAAGCCUUUUACUCAGUUAGCUGCUCAGAAAAUGCAGGUGCAGCAACAACAGCAGCUCUGUGGAAAUUAUCCGACAAUACACUUCGGUAGCCCGAGCUUCAAAAGAGCAGCAACUGCAAUUGAAAAGUCCAUUGGGAUUUUGGGAAGUGGUUCCAGUCCCGCCACGGGCCUGCCCGGUCAGAACGCUCAGAUGCCCGUUCAGAACUUUGCCGACAGCAGCAACGCGGAUGAGUUGGAACUGAAAUGCUCUUGCCGGCUGAAAGCCAUGAUUGUGUGCAAAGGCUGCGGGGCCUUCUGCCAUGACGACUGCAUAGGCCCUUCCAAACUCUGUGUAGCUUGCCUGGUGGUGCGAUAAGAGCACAGUGAAAGAUGCAGUAUCCCUUUCAACCCGGAAAAGCCAAACAGCAUCAGCAACAGCAAAUUGAAUAAUGCAAUGGCUCAUAUGCUAAUUUAUUUUACUCUGGAACCGAUUAUCUUUUCUCUAUAGGAUUAUGAUUUUCUUGCAUUUCUCAUACAGCAGAGGAUGCAUCCCCACUGAAUGGCUCAACAGUGUCUUUUAUGUGUUUAGUUGCCAUUCCUGGCUCUAAAAAGUGUCUGUCUGUUUAUACAGUUCACUGCCCCAUGCCCCCACCCUUUUAACCCAGGUGUAGAUAGGAAAAUGACAUUUUUACUUGCUGAAUCACCACAAAUGCAACUGUAGAAAGAGAAUGAUAACAGUAAGUUAAGCUGGUCAUGCAUUUUUCUAUAGAUAAGGUGAUUACAGCAAAUGUCUUUACAGAUGACUUUUCCAGACCCACCUCGUCCAAAAUGACUAAGUUGUAUUUGGAAUGAGGAAUCUGAUUCCUGUAUUUACUCAUAUCCAGAAGAUACAUUAAAGGAGUAUACCACUAAUGAAACCCACUGUCCCUGUUCUCUCUCCUCCCUUCUUACUCUUUCUCAAAGACUAUGGCAGAAAAUCUGGAUCUGCCUUGGAUUUUGUACACAGAUUAUUGUGAAGUGUGUUCUGCACCUAAAACUGCAGAAUGGGCCUUGUGUCCAGUAGCCUGGAUCAAGCCCAGAGACACCUGACAGAGUAUGAUCGCUUGGCCAACAAAGAGCUGAAGGCUCAGAGGAUUUUUGGAGCUUCGUGUGUCUUUUAAGGGCCAUUAUGAAAGAAACACGCCCUCUAAUUGAAAGCAAAGAAAGUGCUAUAUGUGCAUGCAUAAAUGGGUUGAUAAUGUAAAUAUUAGUCAUUCUAUUCACUCUAAUUCAAAUGCUAAAUAUUCCAAUCAGAAAAAGCAAUAGUAACCCUUAUUAAUGACACCACUGCUUGAGGCCUCCACCUAUAUGGAAGUUGGCCAUCUCUUUUUACAAGUGUUGUUGAUGAUAAAAGGGACUACAAAAGGAUGAAGUGUGACUUUUUCAGAACCAUCUUUUUCCUCAUGAUUGUAUAUGAUUCUAGCCCUUAUUAAAAAAAAUUAUUAUUGCAUGUUUUGCUUUGUCCCCCCUCUUUAAAUCUGGGGGAGUGGUACUGCUCUCAGAAAAGGGAUACUGCAUCUUAAAAUUAUCAUCAGUGUUUAUCCAGCAUGGUUUGAGUGUCAAGUAUUUGAGCUACAUUCCUUAUAUUCUGGCCACCCUCCUCCUGGAGAACAGCUGUAGUUUUAGGAGGCUCUGUUCCCAAAAGCAAGUUCAAAAGCACACACAUAUUGUGAGAAGAUGAAAGAAAGCAAAACCACACCCAUUUAACUUCAGAUUACACAGCACAAAAUGUGGAGUGCCAUUAACCAGCUGAUUGAUUCUGGCUGUAGAAUUAAAAAAAAAAAAGAUGGGGGGAGUAUCAUCUCUAUCCAGGAUAAGCAUGACAGACAUUUUCACAUGUGAUCACUUGAAUUAAUGUAAACUUUUUGACAUGAUAACAUGUCUUAAGAAUUAACUGGAAUGAGUAGAAAUUACAUUCCUGAAAGAAACAAAAAUACUUGCAACUUUUUAAUGAUAAUCAACUAUGAUAUUUUUUCCUUCAUAUUGUUGUGAUGUUGCCAAAUUUCUUUAGGUGACAGUGAUGUCGUUUUUAUUAACAAGUUGAUAGUGAGAGGUACUAUAUCUUAAGAAAGAACAGCAAAGAAAGACCUGCCCUGUGGCCAUGAUUUGGUGGUGGUUCAGUAAUGUUUCUUCUGCUUUUCAUAUUAAAAUUAACAACUGAGAAAGUUAGCAACACACUCAACCAGCUCUUCCCAAUGAAUGCAGUGUGAGUGCCAGCGGAUCCUUAGGUAAGGGCACACCAAGUUGCAUUUGGAUGGUGAUGUCUAUCAGCGAUGUCUCUAUGGUCUGCUUGACUGAUAUCAUCUUAAUCUCGAAGAUCAUGCUCUUAGCCUCAUAGCAGGCCACCCCUGUAAUAUAGACACUUGCAUGUCAACUUCUUCCAAAUUGAGUCGCUGCUAUACCAGUGUCAGAUACUGUCUACACCAGCAGAUUGAAAAGUACCACACCAGUAACUGACAUAUUCUGACAGAAACUCCAGCCUACAAAACCUUUGUGCUCUAUAUGAGGUACAAUUGAGGCUGACGCGACCCUAAGCUCAUUGUCAGCUCUGUCUGUCACUGUUGAAUAUUGCCUGCAAGUUUCUUACUGGGAAUACGUAAAGUGUCCUUCUGUAUGUUUGGAAUUUUUUCACAUAACAGGUUUGGAGAAAUCAGUUGUGGUAGUGCAUGGAUUCUAUUGCCCAGGUCCAAAGAGCAUAAUUUUUCUGUGCCCUUGCUCUCUUUCACCCCAGUUCAAAUUUGUAGUAUUCUCAUAUGGUUCCUGUCACUGAAAAAAUUAAUAUCUUUGAGCUAAAAAUAAUGAGAGAAAAGAAAUUCAGAAGUAAAAUGUGGGUGAGCUAUGUUAUGGGUGUCCAUUGAAUAUAUAUUAAUAUAUAUUAAUGUGUAUAUUAAUAUAUAUGAUAUAUAUACAAGAGCCAGUAUAUUUGAAUUAGGUGAGUAGGUUCUUAGUUUCCUACUUUCUACAUGUCUCUGCCUAUGUACAAAUAGAGUAUGUAAUUUACUACUUGGUUAUUGUGGUGUAAUGUACAAAUUUCAGUGUGUGCAUUAUCCUGAUUAUGGGACACUAUUAUAUCCCUAUCAGGAAUAGGACUUGCACAUUUAACGUAUUUUUCUUUAAAUCACAAAGGAUGUAUUUCCCUAAGCAGCACUUUUGGAGCAGGGGAAGGAAGAAAACUGCUAUUCCCUAAUCCCUCUCCUAUAUGAUAUGCAUAUGCCUGAGGUGUAUAAAGACAUUUAGGUAGUCAAUGGGCAUGUUAAUAAGAGAGUUCUGAUGCAAAUUCAUUUUCAAAAUGAAAAUAUUUUUCCUUCCCCAAAGUGAGAGUAGCAGAAAUUUUGGUGAAUCUAGCACUGUAGUUACAUAUAUUUCCCUGUUAAGGUCUAGUUUGAAGAAAAACUUGAAAACAAACCUAUAAGGUUGAGCCUGGUUGCUAUAAAGACUUUGUGAUGUUGUGUGUUUCUGGGAUGAGCUACAGGACAUGUAGUUGACUUCUGGACCUGGAUAUUCUUACUCAGUUCAAAAUAAACAUACAGAAACAAGCUGGUGCCCAUGGUGCUUUAUAAUGCAGUCGAGAGUCAAAAUCCAGGUUGCUGCAGCCCCAUUUCCUUUGCAAACACUCACACAAUUUCAAAAAAGGAAGUUGUUGUGGCCUCUAGUUUCCUGGGCUUCUCAGGGGUAUGGUGAGGUCCCAGUUUUAGGAGCUGAAGCCCAGCUUAGGGGUGCAUGUUCCUGUGGUGCUGAGGCCCAGCACCGCAGUGGCCGCCUGGGGGAGUGACCCCUGCUGACCGUGCCGAGCGAGCUCAGCCUCGCAUCCACCCAUGUUCCCAGAGAACAAUGUGAAGAGUCCUAGAACAGGAACUCAGCAGACUGUCAGGGGCCUGUGUAGCCAAAAUGUUACUGAUUAUAAAAAUCUUAUUGUCUUCAGUCCUCAUGCUUUGUCACUGUAAAGCAAACAAAAAGCAUUUUUAAUAUAAUUUAAAGGAGCUGCUUUUUUAUAGCACAUACUAUUUUGCUUUGUACUAUAUUUGAUAGUUGCAGAAUAAUUUAGACUGUAGAAGAACUUUGUUGUAUUUGUACUGUUUAUGAAUGUUUCAAAGAAAGUGCUUUACUUGGUUGCCAUAAUUUUCUUGUACUGCUGUAUUUUUCCCCAACUUCAUGGAAACCUAAUCUGAUUCAUACUUUCAGUACAGUUGUUGUUUUUUUUAAAUGUGUUUGUGUAUUUUUUUCUUUUUGGUCAGUAUUCUGAAUGUUUACAUGUGUUUAACAUUAGCCAUUGAAUGCCUUUUUUUAAAAAAAGGCAGGAUUACUCCUACGGUGUAACAGCAAAACGUGAAAUCAACCCAAUCAUAACAUGCAUGGUAAACAAGAACAGGGCGGACGCCCUGAGCAUACAUCGCCAUUUUGUAUCAGCACACAGGCAAGUAAAAGCCUCCUUCAGUCCUCUACCAAAGAAUAUAUUAUUCCCACAGGAAAAACUCUGAAAGGUGUGUAAAAUCCUCAGAAGGGGGAGCAGUUGAUUCAGUAAGACUGCUACAAAUUAAUACUGCUAUGCUUGCUUUGAUACCUGACUAAAUGUGACUGAGUGCAACAAGCAUUUUACAAAAAAAUUUUAGUGUUUUGUUUAGAAUUCAGGGAUCAUGCAUUUUUUAAUGGUGCUGUUUGUUUUUUUAUUUCUUCUUUUCUAUGAAGAAAAAAAGUGUUGCCUACAAAAGUGACUGCUCAUAAUACCAUAAGUUAAAUGAAAUUAAAUGUUUGUCUCCUCAUGUUUCUCUGGUUUUUUCCCCCUUUCUCAAAGUAACAAUUUGGGUUUCAAUAUUAAAAUAUUCUGGAGAAAAUAAAGAAA